Messenger RNA from Athene cunicularia (burrowing owl), 807 nucleotides. Its product is annotated as GTPase IMAP family member 6-like. The record is from RefSeq and is a predicted model, not a curated record. Gene Ontology annotation, molecular function: GTP binding. NCBI's taxonomy places the organism in Eukaryota, Metazoa, Chordata, Aves, Strigiformes, Strigidae.
UGCAGUGUGGCCAUGGCCGUCCAGCAUGUCCCCAGUCUGAUGCCACCCAGGGACAGCGAGGGCUCAGAGAUGGGGCUCCUCCUGGUCAAGAAGAGCAGGGCAGGGCAAAUCACCACCAGCAACACCCUCCUCGGAGAAGACAAGUUCAAGUCCAAGUUUUCCACCAAGGCGGUGAGCGUGAGCUGUGUGCAAGGGCGCUGCGAUGGCGAGGACAUCACGGUCACUGACACUGAACUGGCCAGUGUUCUGAUCCAAGAGGGAUGGACAAUCACUCACUGGGUCAGGCUGUCCCCCCCGCCGGUCCUGCUGCUGGUAACCACGCCGGGCUAAUUCAUCGAGGAGGCCACACAGAAACCACAGGACAUUUUUUUAAUGAUUUUGAGGCACACGAACCUCACCCAUGCAGAAGACCUGGCGAGGAGGCCACUGUGGAAUUUCCUGUGGUGUUGCAGCAACGAGGUGCUCCAGGGCCUGAUUCUGCAACAUAGGAGCAGGUGCUGAGGCUUCACCAAUGGAGCAGUCAGUGUUGAACGGGACCGGCAGGUGGCCAAGAUUAUGGGGAUGGUCCACGGCAUGGUGUGGGAGGAUGGGGGCAAGCUCUUGAGCCACAAUGUGGACCUGGAGCCCAGAUUAACAGAAAAGAAAGCGGAGUAUCAUGUGGGGAGGUACAAAGCAGAGAGGAAAAUGAGGAAGUGGUCCAGAGCUACGCCAUGCAGGAUCAUGGCGGGCUGUGGGAUAAUUCUCUUUGUUCUUGCUCUGUUUUUCCUGAUUUUCCUUAUUUUUCCUGAUUUCCAUAUUUUGUGGUAG